CUUAACUUGGAAUAUUCUAAGAGAGUGUACCAAGGCGUUCGAGUCAAGCACACAGUCAAAGACCUGCUGGCGGAGAAGCGAUCCCGACAAACAACUGGGCCCAGAUACGGUGGAGGAUCGACAACUCCACCUUCAUUUGUCCAGAUGCCAGGGUCUCACAUGCUGCCCAGCUACUAUGGCAUGAGGCGUCCCUUCAUCUCAGAGUCAGACUUCUGCCAGUCCACCAAGCAGUUCUCUCCUGACAUCUAUUCAUCCACUCUGGGAGGUAAACCUCUGGGCUGCGAGCCCUCCGCCAUGAGCAGCUACUCCUCCCUCAUUGACAGCUACUACCCAGAGACCUUCGGUGAUUACCGCAGCGCCGCCGCCUUCUCCAGCUCUGGAGGAUCCUUUCUCCCCUCAUCGGCCCUCUCAUCCCUGCUGCCUUUCGGUGGAGAGUCCUCGCAUUUAUUUCUGAGAGAUUCAUGGGAGCAGUCAGUACCAGAGCCAGUUUCCCAGGUGGAGGCUCUGUGUCCAGACAGCCUGGCCUCCGUCAACGUCCCGCCCUCCAUGUCCAGCCCAGAGCACCCAGGGAGCCCCUCCCAGUACCGCUCCCCCAGCCGAGGUUCCUCUAUGGGCCCCGUGUCUAGCAGCCAACCCUACACCCUGCACUCUCUGGAGGACGCCCACUACCACUCCUUAACCACCACCAGCUCCUACCCG
Messenger RNA from Micropterus dolomieu (smallmouth bass), 699 nucleotides. RefSeq lists its product as uncharacterized. Gene Ontology annotation, molecular function: DNA binding; POU domain binding. The transcript is spliced from 5 exons. The record is from RefSeq and is a predicted model, not a curated record. NCBI's taxonomy places the organism in Eukaryota, Metazoa, Chordata, Actinopteri, Centrarchiformes, Centrarchidae. The annotation marks the transcript as partial.